Molecule: messenger RNA, 452 nt
Organism: Cydia pomonella (codling moth)
Lineage: Eukaryota; Metazoa; Arthropoda; Insecta; Lepidoptera; Tortricidae
Product: reactive oxygen species modulator 1
Exons: 2
Coding region: 135-377 (80 amino acids)
Biological process (GO): protein import into mitochondrial matrix; protein insertion into mitochondrial inner membrane
Cellular component (GO): TIM23 mitochondrial import inner membrane translocase complex
Source: RefSeq, a predicted model, not a curated record
UUAUAUGCUCUUUGCUGUCUGUGUCUGUCACUUGACCUGUCAAAUGAAUCUGAAACUCAUUUCAGGAAUACGAGAUUAGUUUAUUUCUUAAUAAAACUGAGAUUUGAUAUUCAGACGUAUAAACCUCAUUAACGAUGCCUGCUGUACCCGGGGGCAUGUAUGGGCACCAAGGGCCUUCUUGUUUCGACAAAAUGAAAAUGGGUUUCAUGAUCGGAUUUUGCGUUGGUAUGGCUAGCGGUGGACUAUUUGGUGGAUUUACGGCGUUAAGGUAUGGUGCAAGAGGGCGAGAAUUAGUGCACUCAGUGGGAAAAGUAAUGCUGCAAGGAGGUGGAACAUUUGGUACAUUUAUGGCUAUUGGAACUGGAAUUCGCUGUUGAUUCGGAGAAUAUCUUAGUGUAUUUUGUAGUUACAUAAUUAUUGUUACAUUCGUUUUAAUACAUAACUAGAAUAAG